AAAAGUUUAAUAACUAGUUUGACUUCUAAUGUAUUUUCUCAGAAAGACAGCACCCACAUGAGAAGCCAACAGCGGGUGGUCUCCUGCUCCGAUUUCCGUCUCUCACACUCAGGCUUAAAGUGACGCAGUGGGGCUGUAGAGAUAGGCAAAUAGCUUGAUAGGGAGCUAGGUGGAUAGCUUAGAGUCAGAGUAGAAUUUUGUAGGUGUUGCCAUGGCCAUGGUGGGAGGUAGUUGAGGUGGCAGUGUAGGUUUGGUUGUUUUGUUUUUUUAGGGGGGUGAGAGGUAGGAGGGGUAGGAUGGCAGGGGUAGAAUGGUGUGGGUAGAGCUUCCUGCUGAUCUUGAGUUUGGGUGUGAGGCUGUUGGAGUGGCAUGUAUACUGGAUUGUGCCUCGAGGUUUGCUGGUACAGAACUGUAUCGACAUGGAUUUUCAUCACCAGGACCACUCGCUGAUGCGGAGGACAAUCUAAAAGAGGACCCCUCUGCCAGAGCGGAGGAUGACUUGACGCAAAGGAUACCACGGCCGGACCAUCAACAGGAGGACCCCUCUGCUGGAGCAGAGGAUGACCUGGACAACGACGCCUUUGAUACCACGGACGGACCGGACCAUCAACAGGAGGACCCCUCCGCUGAAGCGGAGGAUGGCCCGGACAACGACGCCAUGGAUACCACGGCCGGACCAUCAACAGGAGGACCCCUCUGCUGGAGCGGAGGAUGACUUGGACAACGACGCCUUGGAUGCCACGGCCGGACCAUCAACAGGAGGUAUUUGUGUGUGAAGAAAUUUGUCUAGUAAGGUUAUUGCUCUUUAGCUCAAUAAAAUGAUGUUUGAAAAAUCUGUGUGGUAAUUACGUUAACAAAUUGUCUCUAUAGCAAUAUAGAAUACAUACUCAGUUUUUAAAAAACCCAAUAUAUUGCUAUUUGUCAUUGUCGAUGGGUGAGGGUGCCAGUGGCAGGGCCUUCUCUUUUCCUUUCCCCUGUUUUUUGUUCCUACUUUUAAUAAUCAUUAUUGCAUUGACGCGCUUCUCGUUACUCGUACUAAGAAAAGUUUAAUAUCUAGUUUGACUUCUAAUGUAUUUUCUCAGAAAGACAGCACCCACAUGAGAAGCCAAUAGCGGGUGGUCUCCUGCUCCGAUUUCCGUCUCUCACACUCAGGCUUAAAGUGACGCAGUGGGGCUGUAGAGAUAGGCAAAUAGCUUGAUAGGGAGCUAGGUGGAUAGG
This is a messenger RNA of Aplysia californica (California sea hare), 1218 nucleotides long. RefSeq lists its product as uncharacterized. The record is from RefSeq and is a predicted model, not a curated record. NCBI's taxonomy places the organism in Eukaryota, Metazoa, Mollusca, Gastropoda, Aplysiida, Aplysiidae. The coding region runs from base 311 to 715 and encodes 134 amino acids. The transcript is spliced from 5 exons.